AUGGCUAAAAACAUGGCCAUUAAAGGAAAGAUUAAAGUUGCAGUUUCACCUGUCGAGAUGCUAUCUCAGAAUGAAAAGGAUAGUGCACGUGGAAAUGAGCCAAGUGAAGAGGCCAAAGAAGAUAUGUAUGAUCUGAUGAUGGAUUGCAUUUAUGAUGAUGGUCCGUUGGGGUUCGAAAAACCUUUAGUGGACGCCAUGAAAAUGGAGGCUCAGGACCCCUUGGAGGAAGUAGAUUUGGGAGACGGCUCGAAGAAAAGACCAACCUAUAUAAGUUCCUUGAUCGACCCAGAGCUUAGAGGCAGGAUGAUAGAAUUGUUGAAAGAAUUCAAAGAUUGUUUUGCCUUGGACUACAAUGAGAUGCCUGGUUUGAGUCGAGACUUGGUGGAAUUACAACUGCCAAUCAAAGAGGACAGGAAGCCAAUAAAACAACUGCCCAGGAGAUUCCACCCAGACGUUCUAUUAAAGAUCAAGGAAGAAAUCGAAAGAUUGCUAAGGUGCAAGUUCAUCAGAGCUGCCAAAUAUGUUGAGUGGCUGGCCAAUGUAGUCCCAGUAAUCAAGAAAAAUGGUAAGAUGAGGGUCUGCAUAGAUUUUCGAGAUCUGAAUGCUGUCACACCCAAGGAUGAAUACCACAUGCCCAUAGCCGAGAUGAUGAUUUUCAUUGCCAAGGAGGAUGUGUCGAAAACAGCAUUUAGAUGUCCUGGUGCUUUAGGGACAUAUGAGUGGGUGGUCAUGCCAUUUGGUUUGAAAAACGCUAGCGCGACCUACCAGAGGGUUUACAUUGAUGACAUAGUGGUCAAGUCCCCAUCCAGGGAUGAACACUUGUCGCAUUUGAGGAAGGCAUUCGAGAGAAUGAGGAUACAUGUCUUAAAAAUGAACCCUCUUAAAUGUGCAUUUGGUGUAAUUGCAGCAUUAACCGAAUAUUCGCUCACUUAUGCCCCUUUAAAGGCAAUUAAGGGGCAAGCAGUCGCUGAUUUCUUGGCAGAUCACACUUUGCCUGAAGAGAUAGCUUACGUAGGAUUACAGCCUUGGAAGUUGUUCUUCGAUGGCUCAAGCCAUAAGGAAGGAUCAGGAAUCGGUAUGUUCAUAGUAUUCCCACAAGGCAUCCCAACCAAAUUCAUGUUUCGCAUUCGAGAAAGUUGCUCCAAUAACGAAUCUGAAUAUGAGGCUUUAGUCUCAGGCCUCGAAAUACUGUUGGCCUUGGGGGCAAAGAACGUCGAAGUUAAAGGUGACUCAGAAUUGGUUGUAAAGCAACUUACCAAGGAAUAUAAGUGCAUAAGUGAAAAUUUGGCAAAAUACUACGUAAAGGCCAUGAGUUUACUAGCCAAUUUUGACCAAGUAGGAAUUAGCUACAUACCUAGGGUAAGCAAUCAAGAAGCUAAUGAGUUACUGCAAAUUGCUUCUGGGUACAUGAUAGAUAAACAAAAAUUGAAAGAGUUGAUUAGGAUCAAGGAGAAAUUGAGUCCUUUGGAUCUUGAUGUUAUGGCUAUCGAUAACCUUACUCCCAAUGAUUGGAGAAAGCCAAUCGUCGAAUACUUGCAGAACCCUGUAGGGUCAACCGACAGGAAAGUCAAGUAUAUGGCUCUAAAUUAUACCAUCAUAGGCAAUGAAUUGUUCAAGAAGAAUGUAAACGGCACGUUGUUAAAGUGCUUAACCGAGGACGAUGCGUUCAUAGCUGUAUCAGCCGCUCACGACGGCCUAUGUGGCGCUCACCAAGCAGGGGCAAAGAAACAUUCAGGAAUCCAACACGUGCCAACUAGCGAGUUACACUCUAUUAUCAAGCCAUGGCCCUUUAGGGGAUGGACAAUAGAUUUAAUUGGCGAGAUUCACCCAGCCUCGUCAAGGCAGCACAGGUAUAUAAUUGUAGCGAUUGACUAUUUUACUAAAUGGGUUGAAGCCAUUCCACUACAGAGCGUGACGCAAGAAACGGUGAUCGAAUUCAUACAGAAUCACAUUGUGUAUCGUUUUGGAUUGCCGGAGUCACUCACAACGGACCAAGGUACAAUGUUCGUAGGACGAAAAGUGGCAGCCUUUGUAGAAUCCUGGGGCAUAAAGCUUCUAACCUCGACCCCCUACUAUGCUCAGGCAAACGGCCAAGUAGAGGCCGCCAAUAAAACUCUAAUAAGCUUGAUUAAAAAGCACGUGGGUCGAAAGCCAAAAAGCUGGCAUGAGUCCUUAAGCCAAGUCCUGUGGGCUUACAGGAAUUCACCAAGGGAAGCAACAGGCACAACACCUUUUCGGCUGGCCUAUGACCUAGAAGUCGUGCUACCUGCAAAAGUAUACUUGCAAUCGUGCAGAAUUCAAAGACAAGAAGAAAUCCCAAGCGAAGUCUAUUGGAACAUGAUGCUAGACGAAUUGGUAAAUCUCGACGAAGAAAGAGUCUUGGCGUUAGACGUUUUAACGAGGCAAAAGGAUCGCAUAGCUAAAGCAUACAACAAGAAGGUUAAAAAUCGAUCUUUUGUCACAGGGGACUACGUGUGGAAAGUUAUCCUCCUAAUGGAUAAGAAAGAUAGGGCCUACGGGAAAUGGGCCCCCAAUUGGGAAGGGCCGUUUAAAGUCGAGAAAGCACUAUCUAAUAAUGCCUACGUGAUUAAAGAAUUAAGCAGUCAGCGUCAAUUUGUUACAAUAAAUGGCAAGUACCUAAAAGCGUAUAAGCCAAUGCUGCAUGAAGUCAAAAUCGAAUAA
Molecule: messenger RNA, 2682 nt
Organism: Lotus japonicus
Lineage: Eukaryota; Viridiplantae; Streptophyta; Magnoliopsida; Fabales; Fabaceae
Exons: 4
Coding region: 1-2682 (893 amino acids)
Biological process (GO): DNA integration
Molecular function (GO): RNA-DNA hybrid ribonuclease activity; nucleic acid binding
Source: RefSeq, a predicted model, not a curated record